Trichogramma pretiosum is the source of this 4712-nucleotide messenger RNA. RefSeq lists its product as uncharacterized. Lineage: Eukaryota; Metazoa; Arthropoda; Insecta; Hymenoptera; Trichogrammatidae. Bases 1324 to 3906 code for a protein of 860 amino acids. The transcript is spliced from 8 exons. The record is from RefSeq and is a predicted model, not a curated record.
GUGUUUGUGUGUAUACGGACGGACGAAAACGCUGACGUUCGUGCGUUUGUGUCCGUGUCACGGACGCGCGCGCUCGCGUAAUGCGAGGAACAGGUGAAGCGUGUGUCGUCGCGGCGAAGCCGCGGACAGACUGCAGUCCGUCGGUGUAUUGGUGCCGCGAGCAGUAGCAGCAUCAGCGACUGGCAGGACUCGCUCGGCUUGCAGCGCGAUAUAUCAUCGUCAUCAGCGAAUCGAGCUAAUCGAGCCGCGAGGAGCUUUUUUUCGUUGAGACGCACCUUGAGUCAGGAUAAGUAAAUAGCACGGAAACUGAACGAGUGACAAUCGUUCGUUUGCGUGAGUGCAUGUGUGUUUGUGUGCCGAAAGUGCCCCCAUGCUCAGCACUCGAGAGAUUAUCAUCGUUGAAUACCAAUGAAUAUCAUUAGCAGCCGACGAUGACACGCAACGAGGCCCAGUCUAAUCAGUGCUCCCGGAGAUUCCGCAGAAGCUCUUUGCGUGCAUCGACGGACGGGUGAUAUCUCUCGCUCCGUAUCGAUCAUUAGUCUCGACGAGAACGAGUGCAUAAUCGAAAGUGGUCAUUGGAUGUAAAAUUUCGAGCGAUGAAGAGGAUCGAAGCAAUAGAGCAAAUCAACGAAAACACCGCAAAACGAGAUAUUCAACGAAAAUACCGCCCGUGACAGUGCAAUAUAUACGUGCGGCGUUUUGACAAAAGUAUAAUAUAUCUGUCUUUCGCUCGCGGCCCAGAGAGCUUUUAUUUUCCGCAUAAGCACGUGUGUGUGUGCGCGUUUGACGGUGUGUCGUCUACGUAUAUACAUGCGAGCGACGAAGAAAGCUGUACUCGAGCUUUAAACAGAGAGAGAUAGACAAUAUAUAUAUAUAGCAGAAAACAAAGCCUCGACGACCGACAACGACAACGAAAACAACAACAAACAAUAAGAGCCGCGAAGAAUCGCUCCAUUGCACAAUGAGCCCCCGACUGCUGCAGACUAUCUCUCUGGCGCGCAGAGAGCCUCUCUCUGUACAUGAAUCGAACAGUACACGAGAACUAUAGACAGUGUAUACACGAAAAGAGGAAGUCAAAGAGGGACAGACAGGGGAAAACCAAUAGAGCAAAGUGCGAACGCAUCAUCGAAUAUCGAAGAGCGACCGACACUCCAGCUUAUCAUAAUAAUAAUAAUAAAUAGCAAAUCGAUGCAACCGCCACCGCCGCCGCUGCUGCUCAGGUGCCGUCUUAAAGCUACUCGAGCUUUUGGAUUGACAUAAGCUCCCGAGCAUCGUAUAAAUACGGUCGAUAUAUAGACACACACACGCGUAGCUGCUGAUAUCAUGGACCGUGGCUUUCCGAUACUGCACAUAGUGCGUUGCCGCUUCGGCGGUGCCGCUGGCGCUGGCGCCACUACUGGUGGUGGUGGUGGUGUUGGAAUAGCAGCUACAUCAGCUGAAGCAGCUAUGCAGCAACAUCAGAAUCAGCUGCAGCAGCAGCAGCAGCAGCCACCACCGCCGCAGCCGCAACCGGUAGCCGUCGUCGAUCCCGCUUACGAGGUUUAUCAUCACGCGGUGGCGCAGCCGCCGCCGAGCUAUCAUCCCUUCGCCGCCGCCGCUGCAGCCCAUCAUCAUCAUCAUCAUCACGCGGCCGCCGCCGCCGCUGCCGCAGCUGGCUUUCUCAGACCCGCGACCAUCGCCGCGGCCAGAUGCGCUCAUCACACUUGCGGACACGUGGGCAACGGAGACGGCGCGAACGCCUGCUGCAAGAAGUACGUGGUGCUGUGCUGCCUGUGCGGCGGUCUCAGCGCCGCCGUGGGCAGCCUCUUCCUGGCCGUUCACGCGGUCCUCUCGGCCCACACGGCCAGUCUGGCUCUCUUCGAGACGGUGCCGUCCUACAUACCCGGCACAAUGCUGAUACUCAUCGGCCUGGUCACGAUGCUGUUGGCGAGGCGCAAAUAUCGAUACGGAUUUUUGAUGAAGGUUUGCGGCUCGGUGAGCGUCGUCUGCGCAUUGGUCUGCGUCCUCGUAACCGUCACCACAACUGUCGUCCACAUGUCGCGACUGCAGGGCCUUCGACAGUGCCUCUACACGGCUAGGGCCAAAUCGUGCACGUGCUUCGGGCCCCAGCAAUCGCCUAGCACGGACGCCGGCGUGCUGUUCGAGGGCACGCCGCACUGCGACGCCGUGCACGGCGCGCUCUACGCCUGUCUGCGGGCGCUGUUCGGCGUCUCGGUCGCCGGCAUCCUCGCCUGCAUAUUCUCCUGCAUGCUCGUCUACCAGCUGCUGAGCCACGAGAAGAAGAAGAUGUACUGGGAGCAGCUGGAGCUGCGCUGCCGCUCGCUCUACGGCCAGGGACCCGGUGGCGGUGGCCUCGUCGGGGCCCGGGCCGCCGGCACCUGCGGAUGCUGCAACGACUGCGGUGGCAUCGGGCCCUGGUGGGCCCAGAGCCCCGGAAACUUGUACACGCCGAAUCCUGAUCUCACCCCAGCCAGAAGGUGGCGGCUACCGUGGACGCGUAGCCGGGGCCCAGCCCCGAGCACCGACACGAACUACGGCUUCAACCAUCAUCAUCCGGCCGGUGGCAGCCUGUCUCAGGUCGGCGGCGUUUUAGCUUCGACCGCGGGCGUCGUGCACCAUCACCAGCAGCAGCAACAGCAGCACCAACAGCAGCACCAACAGCAGCAUCAGCUCGGCAACGACUCCGCCAUCGUCCCGUACGGCAUCAUGGGCCAUCAUCCGCAUCACGGCAUUGGCCAGCCGGCCAGCGCGUACUCGAUGCUGCAGGCUCAGGCGGGCCACCACGAGGACGUCUACGGCCAGGGCAGCGGCUCCGGACCCUACAGCGUGCUCGACUCGGCGGUGCCGCUGUGGGGCCCGCCGCCUCCCUACAGUGACCCCAAUAGCCCGGCGCGGAGACCCAUGAUGGCCUUCACGACGAUGGAUCCGCGAAACAGGAUCGGUAAGAGGAUCGGCGACGAAGUAGUACAGUUCGUAAACGUGGAUUACGGCAGAACGUCGGAGAUCAAGCGAGCAACGAGCAACUACGAGAACGCGGAGCAGGUGUCGAGCGACAACAAUCCGGCCGACUCGGAAAUCAUGAGCGCCAACAACAUCAGCAACGCGGUCAGCUCGACCGGCGUCAACGCGGGCAAUAAUAAUAACAAUGCUGCCAACAACAACGGUAGCGAGGAGCAGCAACGAGGCACGACAGGGUCAACGACGGCUACGACGACGACGACCACGACGACGGCGAUGUCAACGUCGGCUCUGCGCGGCAGCAGUCACAAAAAGUCGCUGAAAGGCGUCGAGAACGCCGGCUUCACUCUGGCGCAGGAGCCGCCGAGCAGUGGAGCGGUGCUCCCGUCGUCGCUCACGGCAAGCAAACUGCAGCAGCAGCAACAACAGCAAACCGAGAGCGAGCUCUAUUUCGGGGACGUCUCCUCGUGCUGCGGACCGGAAAGCGGCCUUUACGACGUCGCUACCGAAAAAGACGGUGAGACGACGACUCGUGUGUAUUAUUAUUGCAAAAUCGAAACGGAAGCUGGCACGAGCAAUCAUCCGAGCGCGCAAUUUCCCAAGAGGCCAUCAUCGAGCAAACGCUCGCGACGGCAUCAUCAUAAUCAUCACCAUCAUCAGCCACAGCCUUCGCCCGAUCACAAUAAUUCGAGCGGCUCGUCGUCGGCGGCGAGCGACGAAGCCAUAGUCGCGUUCUCACGGCACAACGACUUAACGAGCGCCGAAGUCGACUACGAGGUCAUACGUCAGCAGCAGCAGCAGCGUCGCUACGAUUACGAGCAGCGACAACAAUCCUCGAAUCAAAAUGUCUCGGUCGUCUCGGUCGAAUCGAGCCCCGAGGCGAGGGACGAAGGUGACGGUGCUCGAGGCCGAGGAGAGAGCAUCAACGACGUGGAGCAGAGAAUCUAAAGGCUCGAAAUGGCAAAGAUUAUAAUGCGAAAGCCAUAUGACGACUGCGAUAGAAAUUAAGGAGCGAAUGGGACGUGGCUGAAUGUGUCGAAAGCGUUUUUGGAUGAGGGGUCAAUUUAGAGCGAUCGAACUCGUACUUGUGAAUUUUAACUUAUUUAAAUUGCAGUGAUUUAAUUGUUUAUCGAAUAAUUUUAAUAAAUUGUUACAACAAUUAUGGUACGUAAUGCGCUCUUCGUAUGAGUAAGAUGUGAAAAAAACUUUAAACUUUGUAUAAACCAUAUGCUUCGUUUAGACUAGUUACUUUUAUGUGCUAUCACACAUAAUAUUUUAAUGUACGUACAAUUCUAAAGUGUUGAGAUAUUUGAAUAACUAUAUUAGUUAGUUAAAAAUUUUAAAUGAUUGCCAUGACAGAAUCUUUGAAACGACUGCUUGAUUUUAGAAUUGAAAUUUUACCAGUACGCUCGUUUUAAGAAAAUUCAUCAUUUCUUUUUAUGAUUUAGAAAAAUUUUAGCAAGUUUUUUGCAUUGUAGACGACAUGUAAAUUUGUAUUUUAUAUUUAUAAUGGUAUUCUUUGUCUAUUUCUAUUGUACUAUAGAUUUUUAUAAUUUUUUGACUAUACCGGUUGUAUCUAUACACUAGAAUCCACUAGGAAAAAUCAACUCUUAAAUUAAAUUAAAUCUAUAGUCUACAUCAUUGAAAUAAAAUUUUUAUGCUAAGUGAAGUAAGAUUAUCUUAUAAAUCAUGUAAACUUUAUUUUAAUUUUGUAAAAUUUUUGUUCCUAAUAUAUUUUACGCAGUAACAUUUUA